Pomacea canaliculata is the source of this 1368-nucleotide messenger RNA. RefSeq lists its product as uncharacterized. The transcript is spliced from 3 exons. The record is from RefSeq and is a predicted model, not a curated record. Bases 46 to 603 code for a protein of 185 amino acids. Lineage: Eukaryota; Metazoa; Mollusca; Gastropoda; Architaenioglossa; Ampullariidae.
GCGCCAUCUACCCCACGUCUGUCACAGUGAUAGAGAUAGGAGAAAAUGCUAAACUUAUUCAUGGGGCUCCAUGUCAUGCAGUGUGUUGUGCUUCUCAUAUUCGGCAACAAGUCCAAGAAGACAUGCACUGAGCUGGAGGUACUGGAAAUGACUCCUAGCCAAAAGAAAAUAACAGUGAAUGAAAAUUCAUUAUUCAAUUUAACAGUCCGCUUACGCAAGUCCUACUGCCCCGAAAAGUGGAACUGGUCUCUUGUGAAGUUGUCCACCUACGAUAAUGACAAACAAUUCGAUGUCUGCAAAAUUAUUGUAAGCAGCGGGACGUGUCAAUUGUCAGGCUGGUCACAGUGUGUUUGUUUACAAGACGGCUUUGUCCAGUUCUCUAAGUGGGUAACACAAGAAGACAGUCAGAUCUUCAUUUGGAAAUGGAGUGAUUCCCACUCACUCUCCACCGACAAAAUAAGAGAAAUAACUCUUUUUGUUAAACGUUCAGUUUUAAUUGAAAGAGGAAAAGCAACAGGUAGGUACUUUGGUCUUGACCUUUUUGAUAUUUGCUGCAGGAUGAUGAACAUUGUCCAUAGAAUUUAUUGGUGCGACUUGGCUUAGAAAACGUGGAUAAACUUCAUUUCAUUAAUGUAUCAGAUGGAGAUUAUGUUUACUUUCUAUCUACGAAAAGUUCCACCAAGGCAGGACAGAAGGGUAUAUUGCUGGCUCAUUGUGUUGUAUAUUGGAUUGUCACUCGGGGUAUUAAAAAGAUGCGUUUCCGUCCUUACCACUUGGUGAAACCAAUACCUCGAAGUUAGUUUUUUAUUGCAGAGUUUGCAAAAUUUGUUGUCACAAGCAGGGAUGAGGAAAGUCUCGUGUCCUUGUGAAAUUUUUUUUCGAUUUCGUGUAAGUACGAAAUGGAGGCACGGCGGGUUGUAGAUUAAGUAGACCAAACAAAUCUUUCGAACAGACUUCAGACCUUAUUCAGUAGUCGAGGUUCACACCGAUGACUGAAGGUAGGUAAACAUGUCACACGCAAACAGUUGCACUUUACAAACUGAAAUAAUUAUCUAAGGAUAAAAAAAUAAAGGUUAAUAAACAUAAGGAAAAAAUACAAGACAGACACACAAAAGCCAAAAAAAUGUUUCUAUCAAACAAUAGGUUAGUUUCAAAGCUCUAAAAAAGUGUCGAAAAGUUGUGUAGUUAAAUGCUUGUAGUGCUCAAUAUCGCUUGAUUAAAAGGCUAUAUUAUGGAGUUUAAUAAAAAGUACUGUCCACUGAAAAAACAGAGUGAAGUCAACUUUUCGAUUAUGCUGUUACCUACAUUCAAACCCCAGAUGUCUGAACCAUAGAGUAGUAUAGGCUGGAUCUGAGCAUCAAACAGUUU